This is a messenger RNA of Scutellospora calospora, 132 nucleotides long. NCBI's taxonomy places the organism in Eukaryota, Fungi, Glomeromycota, Glomeromycetes, Diversisporales, Gigasporaceae. The record is from the annotation of a GenBank genome assembly.
GUUGCAAUCUCUCGCAUACUUACAAAUUUUCCUGUGCUAACAAUUCCACCACUUAUGCUCUCGCAACUUGAAAAGACAAGAUUAUUAAACAAUAAUCCUAAGUUUGCUAUUCCAAUUAACUUUGGUAUGUGA